CACCACGCAGCAUUCGAUGGUGUCAUGAGUUCUGUCUCUGCAAGCUGAGAAAAGGCAAUAUGCCUCAAAUUCGAUGGAAAAUGGUUUGCCUUUGCGUCAGAUGUAGUUGAUUUGGGCUGUUCUGUUCUUUUCAUCUCAGACAUACUAUCUACAUAUUCAUCUAUCUUCCUUCAUUCUUCUUGUUGGUCUUUCUGAAUACAAAGUUUCAGUAUUUCCAGUCUUCGCAAUGCCUCCUACGUAUUUCCCUCUUCGGUGGGAGAGCACCGGCGACCAGUGGUGGUAUGCUUCCCCGAUCGACUGGGCUGCUGCUAAUGGCCACUAUGACUUGGUUCGCGAGCUGCUUCGUAUUGAUAGCAACCACCUUUUCAAACUGACCUCCCUCCGCCGUAUUCGGCGCCUGGAAACCGUGUGGGACGACGAAGAGCAGUUCAACGACGUUGCCAAGUUCCGUUCUGAAGUGGCCCGGAAGCUGCUUCAAGAGUGUGAAUCCAAGAAAGGCAAAAACUCUCUCAUUCGAGCAGGCUAUGGUGGGUGGCUUAUGUACACUGCUGCUUCAGCUGGAGAUUAUGGUUUCGUUCAAGAGCUUCUUGAGAGGAACCCACUUCUGGUUUUUGGAGAAGGAGAGUACGGGAUCACUGAUAUACUAUAUGCUGCGGCGAGGAGCAAGAACUGUGAGGUUUUCAGGCUGCUGUUUGAUUUUGCAGUUUCGCCCAGGUUUGCCACAGGAAAAGAUGGUUUGUGGGUGGAGCAUCUUGGGGAAAUUCCUUCUGUUUACAGGUUCGAGAUGACCAAUAGGGCUGUUCAUGCAGCUGCAAGAGGAGGUAAUGUCAAGAUUUUGGAGGAGCUUCUUGCCAAUUGUUCUGAUGUUUUGGCUUAUAGAGACGCUCAGGGCUCUACUGCCUUGCAUGCAGCUGCAGGCAGAGGACGGGUUGAGGUAAUUAAAUAUUUGACAUCAACUUUCGACAUUAUCAACUCGACAGACCAUCAGGGCAACACAGCUCUGCAUGUGGCUGCUUAUAGGGGUCAAUUAGCUGCAGUUGAAGCUCUAGUCUCUGCAUAUCCCACCUUGAUAAGCCAGAAAAACAACGUAGGGGAAACCUUUCUCCACAAGGCUGUGUCUGGUUUCCAGACUCCGGCGUUCCGCAGAUUGGACAGACAAGUGGCGCUUCUGAAGCAGUUACUUAGUGGGAAGAAUUUCCACACGGAAGAAAUCAUCAAUGUGAAGAAUAAUGACGGAAGAACAGCUCUUCACAUGGCCAUCAUAGGAAACAUCCACACUGAUCUUGUCCAACUCUUGAUGACGGCUCCUUCAAUAAACGUCAAUGCCUGUGAUGUGGAUGGCAUGACCCCACUUGAUUAUCUCAGGCAACACCCCGAUUCAGCAUCCUCAGAUAUACUCAUCAGAAAGUUGAUCUCAGCCGGGGGAAUGUUUGGCUGCAGAGAUUAUGAUUCAAGAAAAGCCAUAGCUUCACACUUGAAACAGCAGGGUGGAAGCAGUCCUGGGACAUCCUUUAGAAUCUCAGACACGGAGAUAUUCUUGCACACAGGUAUUGAGAAUAAUGUUUCACAUACUUUUGCUGAUCAGGGAAAUCCAGGAAUGAGUCGAUCUUCAUCAGAACACAAUCUAUGCGGGUCCAACGCCGAGAAUCACUGUAGUGCAGCCACCAGUAAAAGGCCUAGUUCUGUCACGGCAGCUAGACUGAAAAGAGUCCUUCAAUGGCCUCGCGGGAAGGAGAAGAAAGCUGAGAGAUUCAAUGGAGAAACGCCAACCCCUCUCAGAGAAAGAUUCUCCAAGCCAUCGUCGCUUCCAAACAACAAAAGAACACUGUCUGUGAGGAGUCAACAGUCAAGUCCAAACGCGAAGAAGAAGUUUGCUUCAGGGUUAGUGCAUGGAGUGAUGCAGUCCGUGCCACAAGUGAAAGUUUCGCGCAGGUCCCGCUCGAGUUCAUUCUCAAAAUCAUCAAUCUCCUCGCCCAGAUCAUGGGACAAGCAAAAGGGUGUCUAUAUUGAGAAUGAUAUGCCUGGGCCAUCUUACUCGAACCAAGCACCUGAAGAAGAUGAAUCGCCACAUAUGGUGAGGCGAGCCUCUGUGAGUCAAAGGUUGAGAGGGCAUUACUUCUGUUUCGGUGCAGCAGGACUUAAUGUGAAGAACACAGCAAGUAGCAGCAAGCAGCAGGAAAGCCAGGACUUCAAGAAUUAUGUUAUUUCGGUGGCAUAAUUGGUUGGGGAAUGGGAUUAUAGCUAAUUCCUGACAAGUCUGAGAUGACACAAGGGAUAAAAGCUGCUUGUUUAAUGUAUAACUUCUAUGUCGAAAUAAAGAGCAGCUGGUUCCUUAGCUGUGAUUUCAGUCUCCUUAUAGAUUAUACUUUGGUGGUGUAUGUUUUAGGUCGUGUACGAGACUCCACUUACUAGUGGUAACUAUGCUGUGUUAAAUUAUGCU
Neltuma alba is the source of this 2440-nucleotide messenger RNA. Its product is annotated as serine/threonine-protein phosphatase 6 regulatory ankyrin repeat subunit B. The record is from RefSeq and is a predicted model, not a curated record. Gene Ontology annotation, cellular component: plasma membrane. Gene Ontology annotation, molecular function: protein binding. Bases 227 to 2218 code for a protein of 663 amino acids. Lineage: Eukaryota; Viridiplantae; Streptophyta; Magnoliopsida; Fabales; Fabaceae. The transcript has 3 exons.